Messenger RNA from Spodoptera exigua (beet armyworm), 4872 nucleotides. Lineage: Eukaryota; Metazoa; Arthropoda; Insecta; Lepidoptera; Noctuidae. The record is from the annotation of a GenBank genome assembly.
CUUGUCUCUUGUCUUGUCUGUCUAGUGCUUUGUCUAUGGCCAACCUACCUGUCAUGUCAGUCAAGUUAAUUAUUUUUGUUAAAGUAGUCAAAAUAGUUGUUAGGUACCUACUAAAUUUCCGAGUAGUCUUGAUUCUAGUAGCGUCUAAAUAUUUACUUAGAAUAUAAGGAUACAAUAAGUGCACUGUGCAGUCAGAACUAAUCAACAUAGCUUCCAAUUAUCUGCGAAAUGUUUGUGUAUAUUAUCAUCGCUGUGGUUCGAGUUCCUAAAUGGCGUGGAUGUUAUGACCAGUAGCGAACAGUGGUGGUAGUUAGUUUUGUGUGAAAAUGUACCCUAAUCCUGAAUUGAAAGUUGUGGACGCUGUAACACUGAAAGUUUAAAAAAAAUCAAUCAAACAGUUUAAAUGACUUAGUGAGUGAUGUCUUCGGUGCACUGUGUGGUGGUGUGGGAGUGGCAGUGCAGUGGGCAAUGGUUGCCUCACACUCCGGGUGUCACGCGCACACUGGAGCGCGCACAUGCCAAGAAGCUCACCCGAGUAGUGCUAGCUGAUGCUGACCCUGCUCUCAAGGGACACUAUGUCAACCUCAGAACUCUGACACAGAGUGUGGAUACUCCAGAGGGUGGGUCUGUGGAGUGUCGCGUGCGUCGCUCGUGCUACAGCGUGACGUCCCCGGCGGGGCGCGGCCUGCGCUGGGAGUGGGCGCGCUUCGUGACCCCGCCACUCGGGGGCGAACUUAACUACGAGCCACUGCCAGUCGAGGUGCAAUGCCUGCUGGAAGAGUCGUGGUCAGGCAAUGGCGAGCAGGUGUCGUUCGACGGCUGGGUGGCUUCCGUGUCGCGGAUGACGGCGCGUGGCGGGGGCGCGGGCGCGGGCGGGGCGGGGGGCGUGGCCCUACUGCGGCGCGGUCCGCAGCCCCCGUACCCACUGACCCGGCCCGCGCCCCCGCACCCGCCACCACCACCAGAUCGGCCGCUCGAAGGUAAGAUCUGUCGUCGACCGCGUAUCCCUCAGCAGCACACGGGGUCUAGCGUGCACUCGGUGCAGUCGGUGCACUCCGUCCACUCGCUGCACUCCCUGCAGGCCAGCCAGGCGAGCCAGACCAGCGCCACCAUGCCCCGGCAGGGGGCGCGCAGUGCCUCGCCGCGGGACCGAAAGCCUGGCCUAGCGCGCCAGAUACUGCACAACUUGAAUAUAUUCAGCCACAGCAAGCAGACGGCGGAGAGCCGGCCCCGCGCCGCGGCCGACAGCCGGGCGGAUGGAGACGGCGGGCGGGCCGGCAGGCGGGGCGGCGCGGCGGGCGGCGGACGGGCCGCGUCCGGCGAGCGCGCGGCCGACACGGACUGCAGCAGCACGCGGUCGGGGCGCCGCCACAGCGUCGACACCGUCUCCACGUACCUCAGCCACGAGAGCAAGGACAGUCUGCAGCAAACGUCAGUGGGCGAGCUUUUGAACUGUAGCGGUAGCAGUAGUGAUGAUGUGUUCGAGGAGGGGGAGGCCUCGUUGGCCCCGGCCCCCGCCCCGCCCGCGCCUCCCGACAUGCCUACUUCCGAUGGCAGCAUCGUGGGAGUGGACGAGGCGUCGGCGGCGGUGUGUGUGUGGGUGCGCGCGGAGGCGUGUCCCCAGUGGGGGGCGCUGUGCCCGGCGUGCAUGAGGUCGCUGGAGGAGGGCGCGGCGGAGGGCGGCGCGGGGCCGUGCGUGGCGCUGACGGGGUGCGGGCACAUGGUGCACCUGGCGUGCCUCAACCGGCGCCUGGAGCGGCUGCGCGCGGCCGGCGCGCCGCUCUACAUCGACUGCCUCGUCUGCGGCCGCGUCUACGGCCGCCCGCCGGGGGCGCAGCCGCCCGGCAGCAUGGCCUGGACGCUGCAGGCCGCCGCGCUGCCGCAGCACCCGCCCUGCUCGUCCUCCAUCCUCGUCACCUACAACUUCCAGUCGGGGCUGCAGGGCCCGCAGCACCCGGUGCCGGGCGCUCCGUACUACGCGGUGGGGUUCCCGCGGUACACGGUACUGCCUGACACUCCGCUCGGCCAUCAGGUGCUGCAGGCGCUGCGCGCGGCGUGGGAGCGCGGCGUGCUGUUCACGGUGUGCGCGUCGCAGACGACCGGCCGCGAGCACGUCGUGGCGUGGCGCGCGCCCCCGCCCCCCGCCGCGCCCCACCACUACGCGCCCCCCGCGCGGCCCCACCAUCUGCUGCGCGACGCGCUCGCAAGACUGCGCGCCCUGCUGCCCUCACCUGUGCCCAUGCCUGCGUCCGCCUCGCUACUCUGACCUCUAAAACAACACUAAUCUACCAAUGGACUGCAUGAAGGUAUCACGCAACCAUGCAACACUAAAUAACUGACUCUACACUGUUAUAGCUAUAAAAUUAUUACAUCCAUUUGUAACGAAACAUUUAAAACAAGUAAGAAUAGGAAUAAUGAUAAAACGAUGCGAAUAUAAAUGAAUUUUGUAUAAUUGUAAUGAUUGCAAUGAUAAUUUCAAACGUUGAACGAAAAUGAAUUAAUUAAAACAAUUAAUUUAUAAAAUAAUUGUCCCCUAAAAGAAAUUUUAGAUACACUCGAAUAGUAAAUUUACGAACUAGAAAAGUACGUUUACUGUUAAAUAAUAUUCAAUUAAAAAAUGUAAAUCAGUGCCUUAUAUAAACAUUAUGUGUAUAAGUCUGGAAUGACCAGUAUUUUAGGUAGCUACAAUCUUAUAAGAAACAUAUUUCCAUGUUAUGUUUUAUUAUGUACAUAUUUAUAUAUAUAAGCGCGACGUCUUCCAAACGAGGCAAUAAGACGAAAUGAGUCUUCCUUUAGUCGUAACAUUAUACUUGUAUUAUACAUAAGAGACUGAAAUAUAUCCAUUAUUGUAAUUAAUAAGUAUAAGUAUAUAUUGUUAUAGAAAAAUGUUCUGUUCAGUUUGAUAUAGUGACGAAUACACAAGUAACAAACUUAAUUAUCCAUUUGAGCGACAAUUUGGAUGACUAGCCGUUUGAAGGGGUUGUCGUAAAAACUAAUUUCCUACCAAAAUGGUAGAAAACAGAAAUCGAAUCACCAUCGCAAAUAAACAGAUAAACUAAACAGCGAUAUCAUAUAUUAAACAGAUAUGACUUGUAAUUGAAUGGCUUAUUCAACUAUUUGCAAAGCAAAGGCCUCUUCCCACAUCGAGAAGAGGCCUUUGCUUAGUAGUAAGCACUUUGAGCAUUAAUCACCAUGGUUGCUCAUGGCGGAUUGCCGAUAUUAAACUUAUAAAUAAAUAUUAUAAGUCCAGGUUUCCUCACAUUGUUUUCCUUCCUCGUAUAUCAGUGAUGUCUUUAUAAUCAUAGAAAAAGUCACAUCGGUACUUGCCAGGCACUUCUCUAAAAAUAUUGCAUUGUUGUUCAAUAUUCGUCACUUUAUAAAAUUGAAACAGUUUUAGUUAUACAAUACAUUGUUAAGUAAGUAGAAGUAUCUUGCCAGUUAGAAGGGUUAUACUGCCAGUACUGUUAGAGUGAUACUACCACGAAAACUCGAUAUAAUGUGACAUAGAUCUGAAGAGAUGUCCGUGGAUAUUCCACUUUUUUCGCCUUAGAAUAUUAUCCUGAUGAUGAUGAUGAUAGAUGACAGAUUGGCGAUGAAAAGUUACCUGGGGAAUAAUUAUGAUGCUGUCGCGUCAUAAUGUCUGUAAGACAAUUUUAUUCCUCAGAUGAAAUUUAUCUGACUAUUGAAAAAUCAGCCCUAAGUAUACCAAGGCGUAUUUUUGCUUAGACGCUUAAUGAUGUAGAAUGCUCUGCGCUGAACGGUUGUUUCCAUUUAUUAUAGUCAUAAUUUUAGGCACGGUUUCACCCGCUGCUCGGCUCCUAUCGGUCGUAGGGUUUUAUACCUUUCAGCCUUCUUCGAUAAAAGACCUAUCCAUACAGAUGUAUGUGUUUUGGAUCUAGUUCACCAAGGUGAGACGAGGACAACAAAAUCGUAGGAUUAAAUAGAAAACGACGAAACGAAUCUUAAAAAAUAUGUUUCAAUAACAAGGUUUAAUUUGGAAAUACCCUCUUCUAAGAGUUAGAUCAGUUUACAUUUGUUUAAAUUGGUGAUAUGCCGUAGGUGAACAAAGUGGAAUAUACCAUGUGUUUAUGUUUUAGAACGUAAAAACACAAUUGCACUUCCAUUCAUUGGUUUAAACAUAUGUUGUGUGUGAUGUGGAAUCUCGUACUAAAUUAGUAGAUGCCGUUUACCUCAUUACCAUUGUUUUGAUUCAGUUAACUAUAUUAUAAGUAUUUGUAACAAUGCGCAGCUGUCACACUCCGUGCCUUAUAGUUGUUAAGUUAGACUAGAAUAACUAUCUCCCUAGUACGGGUCUGAAGCAGAUGACUGCCUUUGAUAUAUUUGCAUAUUUUUACUAUUUUCGGUUGUAUGUAUUGUUGUAAUGCAUUGUCAAACAAUUUAUUUGCUAACCUGACUAAACAAAUACACACGAUAUUGUUCUCAAAUGUUUGUAAUACGUUACAUCUAUGUAUAGUUAUAUAACUGCCAUUGUAUGUCUUCCCACGUAAUGUAAUGUUCUUCCAAUGAGCUUUAUUAUAUUAAGACAUCGAAUAUUUACAAAUUAUAGAUUUAAGAUAUGUUAUACACUUAUGUAGGUUGCAAAGAAAUGACAUUAGUUAUAAUUGUUUAUGCUAAAAGCCCUCAGCGCGCGGUCCCUGUCCCGUGUCCCUAUAACUUACUGUUUGUGCGGGGAUAUGUUAGUGGAGGUCGCCGCGACCGCCACGUGUUGCCAUAUUGUAUAUAUGUAGUACAGACGACAGACGACGUCUGCUUGCCAAAGCCAAACAAACUGACAGCAAACUGGAAUUUAUGUAACUACGUGUAAUAUUUACAUUGGGACCGAGAGAUACUAUAUUGUUUCAUAAUUAUACG